UCAUACCUUUGGCCAAGUCACACGCGUGCGAGAUCUCUUCAACUGAGGACGUGUCUAGCACUAUUGCGGUGCAACCUGUUGUUUUGUUGUAGUAUACGUUGAUUUGGGAUAUUUUGUAAGUGAUACUUUGGACAGAUAAUGGCUAAACACAUGUGGGUGAACACUCUUCUCUUGUGUUAUUUCAUUCUGAGAUCGAAUGCUCACAUCGGAUGCUGCGAGGACCACUCUGUGCUGUGCAAGGAAUGGGCGUCGCACGGACUCUGUGAUGCAAAUCAACUCUUCAUGGCCCAAAACUGCCCCAGUGCAUGUGGCCGGUGUGUUGCCGAUAUCACCGACCGCGACGGCCGCUGCUUCCAAUGGGCCAUAAACGGCGGAUGUGUCCUAGAGCGCGUGUGGCACAGGUGCCCUCACUCGUGCGGAAGGUGUGCCAAGCCCGAGCGGAAGCUCACGGUUGUCAAGUCAAUCACCAAUCCCGAUUUUCCAUGCGGCGGCCCCACCCACCAAGAGGUGUCCCUGCGUGAGGCGAUUAGUGGCAGGACAAGAACGCAUCUGCUCGGGAUCUCAGGCCCCGUGGGAUCAGAGAUCCUGCUGAACGUGACCUGCGGGGCGGCCCCCAUUGCGCCGCACUACCUCCUGACUGCUGCCCACUGCGUCGUCAAUACAGUGUACACCCCGAGAAGCAUUCAUCUCGGAGCAAAUGACCUAACUAAUCCAGAGUCUGCAAAGUACGACAUAGAAGAAAUCAGAUACCACCCUGACUAUAAUCCCAACUCCGCCGAGAGGUAUAACGACAUUGCGAUCAUUAAGACGACGCAACCCAUACGGUUCUCGGAUCGAGUGUACCCGUUCUGCGUGUCGCCCGAUGAAGUCUCCCACAACACCCCGGUUACUGUGCAAGGCUACGGUUUUGUUAACGAAACAUCAAAAGCGUUGUAUCUACAAGAGGCCCAGUUGUUCAUCGUGGGCCAGCAAGAGUGUGAGAGAGCGUACGAGAGGGAGGGAACUCUGAAUCACCUGCAACUGCGCUACCCAUUCCUCUUGCAACAUUCUGACGUCAUCUGCGCCGCUGCUUACAUGAAGGAUGCUUGCCAGGGAGACUCCGGUGGGCCUUUGUUUCUGCAGGACCGUGAGGGGCGCAGGUUCAUCGUGGGAAUAGUGAGCAACGGGAAAGAAUGUGGCUCGAUUUUACCAGGAACUUACAUCAGCGUGGCCAAGCACAUCAACUUCAUAGACUCAGUCUUGUAUAACACAAGGAAUUAGACAAGUUUGUCACACAUGUUAAGAAGAAAUUUGAUGAGCAUAGUAGAUGCAUAGAUCUUGUCAAAUAGGAUUCAGACUCAUUUAAAGAAAAUAAUAAUCACACACACACACGCGCGCGCGCGCAAAAACGUCGUGUUUAAUGGUAUAUCUGACUGUUAUUGUUAUAACACCUGUACUUGCAAUUCCAUAUUCGUUGCUUUGUAUGUUGAUUAAUGGCAUUAAAAACUGAACCAUGAAAUACUAACAAUAUGAUAGAAAUUUACUGAACAACAUGAUCAAUAAACUUCUCAAACAGUG
This is a messenger RNA of Penaeus chinensis, 1557 nucleotides long. Its product is annotated as serine protease Hayan-like. The transcript is spliced from 9 exons. Gene Ontology annotation, molecular function: serine-type endopeptidase activity. NCBI's taxonomy places the organism in Eukaryota, Metazoa, Arthropoda, Malacostraca, Decapoda, Penaeidae. The record is from RefSeq and is a predicted model, not a curated record. Bases 139 to 1260 code for a protein of 373 amino acids. Gene Ontology annotation, biological process: proteolysis.